AUGAAGACGGAUUUCAAGUUCUCCAAUCUGCUGGGGACAGUCUACUGCCAGGGCAAUCUGCUGUUCAGUCCCGACGGCACCCAUCUCUUCUCUCCUGUCGGCAACAGGGUCACAGUCUUCAACCUUGUCGACAACAAGUCAUACACGCUCCCCUUCGCCCACCGAAAGAACAUCUCGAGGAUAGGCCUGACCCCCCAGGGAAAUAUUCUCCUCUCUGUCGACGAAGAUGGCCAUGCCAUUCUCACCAACAUCCCGCGUCGUGUCGUACUAUACCACUUUUCCUUCAAGUCAAAAGUAACCGCCCUCUCGUUUGCGCCAUCGGGUCGCCAUUUCGCAGUUGGAUUGGGGAGGAAAAUCGAGGUCUGGCACGUCCCAUCGACUCCAGAUACCAACGAGGAAGGCGAUCUCGAAUUUGCGCCGUUUGUGCGCCACCACACACACACACAACACUUUGACGAUGUCCGGCACAUCGAGUGGUCGCACGACUCCCGCUUCUUCCUCAGCGCAUCCAAGGAUCUGACUGCGAGGAUAUGGAGCUUGAACGCAGAAGAAGGGUUCACGCCCACGGUUUUGUCGGGACAUAAGCAGGGCGUGGUCGCUGCCUGGUUCUCCAAGGACCAAGAAACAAUUUACACAGUCAGCAAGGACGGAGCCGUCUUUGACUGGCAGUAUGUCGCAAAGCCAGGGCAAGACGAGGAUGAGGUCAUGGAUGAGGAGGAUAUGCAAUGGCGGAUCGUUGACAAGCACUACUUUAUGCAAAACGGCGCAACCCUUCGAUGCGCCGCUUUUCACCCCGAAUCAAAUCUUUUGGUCGCUGGUUUCUCGAACGGUAUCUUUGGAUUGUACGAGAUGCCCGAUUUCAACCAGAUUCACACCCUUAAUAUCUCGCAAAACGAAAUCGACUUCGUAACGAUCAACAAGAGUGGCGAGUGGCUCGCUUUCGGUGCGUCAAAGUUGGGUCAGCUUUUGGUGUGGGAGUGGCAGUCAGAAUCAUACAUCCUGAAGCAACAAGGGCACUUUGACGCCAUGAAUGCGCUGGUCUACUCCCCAGAUGGCCAAAGAAUUGUCACGACGGCCGACGACGGCAAGAUCAAGGUGUGGGAUAUCGAGUCUGGGUUCUGCAUAGUAACGUUUACCGAGCACACAAGCGGCAUUACAGCGUGCGAGUUCGCCAAGAAGGGCAAUGUUCUUUUCACAGCCAGUUUGGACGGGUCCAUCAGAGCGUGGGAUUUGAUCAGAUACAGAAACUUCAGGACGUUUACCGCCCCUGAAAGAUUAUCCUUCUCCUGCAUGGCAGUUGAUCCAAGCGGCGAAGUUGUUGCGGCUGGUUCUAUCGACUCUUUCGACAUUCACAUUUGGUCCGUCCAGACCGGCCAGCUCCUAGACAGACUUACCGGGCACGAGGGGCCGGUUUCUUCGCUUGCCUUUGCCCCCAACGGUGGUCUCUUGGUUAGUGGCAGUUGGGACAAGACGGCUAGGAUAUGGUCCAUCUUCAACCGAACACAAACCAGCGAGCCUCUGCAGCUCAUGUCGGAUGUCUUGGAUAUUGCCUUCAGACCAGACUCCCUACAGAUUGCCAUCUCCACACUAGACGGCCAGCUGACGUUUUGGUCUGUAUCAGAAGCCACCCAAGUCUCCGGUGUCGACGGACGCCGCGAUGUAUCAGGCGGCCGCAGAAUCACAGAUCGCCGGACGGCAGCCAACGUCUCGGGCACCAAGAGCUUCAACACCAUCCGCUACAGCAUGGACGGCUCCUGCGUCCUCACGGGCGGCAACAGCAAGUACAUCUGCCUCUACUCGGCCACAACAAUGGUGCUCCUCAAGAAAUUCACCGUCAGCGUCAACCUCGCGCUGUCGGGCACGCAAGAGUUCCUCAACAGCAAGCUCGUCACCGAAGCCGGUCCCGCCGCCCUCCUCGACGACCAAGGCGAGGCUUCCGAUCUGGAAGACCGCAUCGACAGGUCGCUGCCCGGCGCCAAGAGGGGCGAUCCCGGCGCGAGGAGGAAGAACCCAGAGGUCAGAGUCACGGGCGUGGCUUUCUCGCCGAGCGGGACAUCCUUCUGCGCCUGCUCGACAGAAGGCCUGUUGAUUUACAGUCUGGACAGCACCGUUCAGUUUGAUCCGUUUGAUCUCAACAUGGAGAUCACGCCCGCUUCGACGCUGGGUGUUUUGCAAAAUGAAAAGGAUUACCUCAAGGCGCUGGUCAUGGCGUUCCGUCUCAAUGAGGCGGGGUUGGUCCAAAGGGUGUUCCAGGCCAUCCCUUACAAAGAUAUUGGUUUGGUGGUGGAAAACUUCCCUACUGUUUACGUGGCGAGGCUGCUGCGGUAUGUGGCCGCCCAGACGGAGCAGUCCCCUCACGUGGAGUUCUGCAUGCUGUGGAUCAAGGCUCUCGUGGACAAGCACGGCGCGUGGUUGAUGGCCAACCGGGGCAAGGUCGAUGUCGAGUUGAGGAUUGUGUCGAGGGCGGUGGCCAAGAUGAGGGACGAGAUUAGACGGCUGGCGGAUGAUAACGUCUACACGGUUGAGUACCUGAUUGGGCAGGCCAACAGCAAGGCGGCGCAGGCUGGAAAGGGGCCCAAGACUAUCGAACGGAAUGCUAAUGGGGAUUUGGAGGUCAAGGCUCUGCCGUCGACGCAGAAGGAGGUCACGAUGGAUGAUAUGCUGGAGGAAGAAAGUGAAGGGGAGUGGAUCGGGAUAGAGUGA
Podospora pseudocomata is the source of this 2703-nucleotide messenger RNA. RefSeq names its product U3 snoRNP protein (gene PWP2). Gene Ontology annotation, molecular function: protein binding. The coding region runs from base 1 to 2703 and encodes 900 amino acids. NCBI's taxonomy places the organism in Eukaryota, Fungi, Ascomycota, Sordariomycetes, Sordariales, Podosporaceae. The record is from RefSeq and is a predicted model, not a curated record. Gene Ontology annotation, cellular component: Pwp2p-containing subcomplex of 90S preribosome; small-subunit processome. Gene Ontology annotation, biological process: ribosomal small subunit assembly; maturation of SSU-rRNA from tricistronic rRNA transcript (SSU-rRNA, 5.8S rRNA, LSU-rRNA). The transcript has a single exon.